CCGACCCAGAUGGCGCGGUGCGUUCCGGCCGGCAGCCUCGCCUCCGUCCGCCCGGGAGGGACCUCACGCGGCUGGGCCGCAGACGCCGAGCACGCGGGUGGGCACCGCGAGGGUCCCGGCAGCCGGCUCUCGGAUUGCCUCCUGCGCUUCCCCGUGUGCGGGCCUGAGGCGUCGCGCGGCGGCAGGGGUGAGGAGCCCACGCAGCCGGAGGGCAGCGCUGGCGAGACCGACGAGGAGCGGCCGCCGCGGGGCUGCGAGCGCCCUCGCGGGACGUCGGUGGUGUACCACGGGCGUGCGUCGCACCCGCGGCUCGGCACGGGCAUCCCCCUGCAGCUGGAGCUCGUCUCGGACGGGCGCCGCGUGGGCGGCACGUGGUGCAUGCUUCGCAGGAGCGUGGACGUCGUCGCCGAGAGGACCGACGCGUGGCCCCUGGUCGUGCGCUCCUUCGGCGGCGGCACCAGCGCCGAGCUCUGGGGGAAGGAGGUGGCCCCGGGUGGCGUUGCUGGCGAGUUCUUCUUCGGUGCCGAGGGUGGCGGCUCCUUCGAGCUCCAGGAGUGCCUCCAGGUCUCCGUGUCGGCCGAGUCCGUCGACUGGGGCUCGUCCAGCCCCUGCGGCUCGUCGAGCGCGGAGUCUUCGGUCGUCCCGACCAUGCAGGAGCCUGUUGGCUACUACGGGAUGAAGCGCUUGGUUCAGCCUUCAGGCACGAAGGCUUCUGCGGACAAGAUCGACUCCAAGCUGAUCUUCACUUCGGAGGCGCAUCUCGCCGAGGCACUUGUCGAGGUCCUCAAGAAGCACCCCAACGGCAUCGACCUCGCCCAGCUCAAGCGGGUCAUCCACAGCAGCUCUGGCGUCUGGGUCUCCGAGGCGCUCCUCGGCUACAAAAAGCUCCGCGAUCUCGUCAGGUCGCCCACGAUGUCCAAGGCGUGCUGGUUCCAGAGCGUCGGCAGCUGCUACCGCGUGUUCGGGUACCCAUCGGCGGGCCAGGUGGCGGCCUGCGGCUGA
Messenger RNA from Prorocentrum cordatum, 1002 nucleotides. Lineage: Eukaryota; Dinophyceae; Prorocentrales; Prorocentraceae. The record is from the annotation of a GenBank genome assembly.